UUUCGACAGCCAGCAGCAGUUAUACAGUUGUCUCUGAUGUACAGUAUUUUCAUUUGUUUUAUUUUUCUUUGCGUCAAAUAUUUUCCACCGUACUUCCCUUCCAAUUCAGUCAUAGGCUCUCUCUCACGCCAUUAAACUAGGGUUUGAUUUCCCCUUGCUUAAAUAUUUCCACUAGUUUUCGCAUGUAGACAUCACAUAGCCGUGUAACAAUCGAGGUUGCGUUAGUUUCACCGGAACUAUGCUGAAUCUCUUUAAUUCAAUUGUGUUUAUGAAUUGAUGUUCAUAAACACUAAACUCGGUUGAUUUUCUGGUGAAAUUUGUAUGUUUUUCAGUUGUUACUGAUCAAGGUUGGAAAUUCUUAUUUGCUUACCAAUUGUAAUGUGUGUGAUUGAAAUCUGAAGUGGUUUGUUAUGCUCUGUCGAUUGAUAGCAUUUUUGCUCUCUGAUUUGGGGCUUAAUUAGGGCUCACUUAAUGAAUUCAUUAAACUGGAGUUUGUUUUUAGGAGUUUGAGGAGAUCUGUUACAAUUUGAAGAAAUGCCUCCUCCAAAUAAUCAUGGAUCCCAUAUCCCUUUUGCAUCUUUUCGUCGCUCUAUAUUGACUGUAAGAAGUGAUCAGGUUCAUUCAGAAAUGAGCCAUGGUUCGAAUAUCAAGUACCUGGAGUUGUUCCAACGACAAGUGUUCGCCCUUUUCCAUGAUCUCUCAGUGGUUAGCGCGGACGAGCUCCUCUCCGUUUCUUGGAUACACAAACUGUUGGACGCGAUCACUAUGUGCCAGGAGGAUUUCAGCACCUUACUAUCCGAUAACAAAGCAUUGCUCUCGAAGCCACCAGCAGACAGGCUUGCCACUGAGUAUUUCGAGAGAACCAUCAAGGCAAUGGAUAUCUUCAAUGCAACCCGUGAUGGUGUUGAGACUGUUCGUGUCUGGCAGAAGCAUUUGGAGAUUGUGGUGUGUGCUCUUGACGCAAAGCAGAGAAUGGUUGGUGAGAGCCAGUUUCGUCGUGCAAGAAAAGCCUUGAUGGAUUUGGCAUUACUGAUGUUGGAUGACAAAGAUACCGGCUCUGUAUUUUCACACAGGAACCGCUCUUUUGGGCGUAAGGGCAAGGAACACCACCGCAGGAGCUCAUCAGGGCACUCACGGUCACUUUCUUGGAGCGUAUCACAUUCUUGGUCCGCCUCUAAGCAGCUCCAGUCCAUUGCCAACAACUUGGUUCCUCCAAAAACGAACGAAAUAGCAGCGACCAAUGGCUUGGCGAUGCUCAUCUUUGCAAUGAGCUUUAUUCUGAUGUUUGUGUUAUGGAUUCUCGUUGCUGCAAUCCCUUGUCAGGACCGAGGCGUGCAGAUCCACUUUACAAUCCCUCGUCAGCUCUCGUGGACCACGCCUCUGUUCUUGCUCCACAGCCGAAUCAUGGACGAGUCCAAGAAGAGAGAGCGACGCAACACUUGUGGAUUGUUGAAGGAGAUAUAUCAAAUCGAGAAGAGCGUGCAUCAGCUGACAGACUUGGUGGAUGCCGCUCAGUUCCCACUGUCGGACGAGCUGAAGGAAGAAGUUAAAGAGAACGUCACUGAGCUGUCUUUAGCAUGUGAGGCUUGUAAGACGGGGCUUGAGCCACUGCAGCUCAAGUUACGUGAGACGUUCAGGAAAGUCAUGGCUUGCCGCGCAGAGGGCCUCGACUUCCUUGGCAAGGCUACAGAGCCUUAAUGAAGGAGCUGUUGGAAAGGAAGAGCAAUUGCAAAUACUCUUGUCAUGCUAUAGUUUUUACCAUGAAAACGAACCUGUUACUUAUUGUUGCCCACAGUAAUAAAAAUUAAUCAGGUUUGUGCUUAGUUUAUUAUACAUACUUUCUUGUAAAAUAUUGCCUUCAAUUUUUUUUUCUUGAUUGAUUCUUUAUUCUUGUUAAA
Molecule: messenger RNA, 1898 nt
Organism: Salvia splendens (bonfire salvia)
Lineage: Eukaryota; Viridiplantae; Streptophyta; Magnoliopsida; Lamiales; Lamiaceae
Product: protein ROH1
Exons: 2
Coding region: 535-1698 (387 amino acids)
Source: RefSeq, a predicted model, not a curated record